AUGCCGGUGAUGAAGGGGCUGCUGGCGCCGCAGAACACCUUCCUGGACACCAUCGCCACCCGCUUCGAUGGCACACAUAGCAACUUCAUCCUGGCAAACGCGCAGGGCCGCUGUGGCUUCCCCAUCGUCUACUGCUCUGAUGGCUUCUGCGACCUCACCGGCUUUGCCCGCACCGAGGUCAUGCAGAAGAAUUGCAGCUGCCGCUUCCUCUGUGGGGCUGAGACCAGCGAGCCCACCCUGCAGAGCAUCGAGAAGGCACUGGAAAGCAGGCAGGAGUAUCAGACUGAGGUCUGCUUCUACAAGAAGGGUGGAGCUGCCUUCUGGUGCCUGCUGGACAUCAUGCCCAUCAAGAAUGAAAAGGGGGAGGUGGUGCUCUUCCUCUUUUCCUUCAAGGACAUCACAGAGAGCCGUGGCAGGAGCUGCCCUGGUGACAAGAAGGAGGAGAAGCAGAAGAGUGAGAAGCAGAGGAGCAAGAAACCUGGGAACCCCCACCUGAGGGCUGCACGGAGGCAGGGCCGGACCAUGCUACACCAGCUCAGCUGCCAGUUUAUCCGGAGGGACCAUGGCGAGGUGAAAAUGAACCAUAACAUGUUUGAGAACAAGCCGUCCAUCCCCGAGUACAAGGUGGCCUCGAUACAGAAGUCCCGUUUCAUCCUGCUCCACUACAGCAUCUUCAAGGCACUCUGGGACUGGUUGAUCCUGCUGGCCACCUUCUAUGUGGCUAUCACUGUCCCCUACAAUGUCUGCUUCACGGGUACAGAGGACAGUCUCUCAGCUGCCCGCAGCACCAUUGUCAGCGACAUCGCCGUAGAGAUGCUCUUCAUCCUGGAUAUCAUCCUGAACUUCCGGACAACAUACGUGAGCCAGUCGGGUCAGGUUGUGUACGACCCUCGCUCCAUCUGCAUCCAUUACGUGGCUACCUGGUUCUUUGUGGAUCUGAUCGCUGCUCUGCCCUUCGAUCUGCUCUACAUCUUCAAUGUGACUGUGACCUCGCUGGUUCACCUGCUGAAGACAGUGCGGCUGCUGCGGCUGCUGCGGCUGCUGCAGAAGCUGGACCGGUACUCGCAGUACAGCGCCAUGGUGCUCACGCUGCUCAUGUCCAUGUUUGCCCUGCUGGCGCACUGGUUGGCCUGCAUCUGGUACGUCAUCGGCCGCAAGGAGCUGGAGAGCGACGACCCCCGCACCUGGGACAUCGGCUGGCUGAACGAGCUGGGCAAGAGGCUGGAGGCUCCCUACAUCAACAAUUCUUUGGGGGGCCCCUCUAUCCGUAGCGCCUACAUUGCCUCCCUCUACUUCACCCUCAGCAGCCUGACCAGCGUGGGCUUCGGCAAUGUCUGUGCCAACACUGACACCGAGAAGAUCUUCUCCAUCUGCACCAUGCUCAUUGGGGCGCUGAUGCACGCCGUUGUCUUUGGCAAUGUCACUGCCAUCAUCCAGCGCAUGUACUCGCGCCGCUCGCUCUACCACACCCGCAUGAAGGACCUCAAGGACUUCAUCCGCGUCCAUCACCUGCCCCAGCAGCUCAAGCAGAGGUUGCUAGAGUACUUCCAGACCACCUGGUCGGUGAACAACGGCAUUGAUGCUAAUGAGCUGCUCCACGAUUUCCCCGAUGAACUGCGUGCGGAUGUGGCCAUGCACCUCAACAAGGACAUCCUGCAGCUGCCCAUCUUUGAGACGGCCAGCCGGGGCUGCCUCCGCUCCCUCUCGCUCCACAUCAAGACCUCAUUCUGUGCCCCGGGAGAGUAUCUGCUGCGCCAGGGCGACGCGUUGCAGGCCAACUACUUCGUCUGCUCCGGCUCCCUCGAAGUGCUGAAGGACAACGUGGUCCUGGCCAUCCUCGGCAAAGGGGAUUUGAUUGGAGCCGACCUGUGCAGCACAGACCAAGUGAUCAAGACCAAUGCAGACGUGAAGGCACUGACCUACUGCGACCUCCAGCACAUUGGGCUGCGAGGGCUCUGUGAAGUGCUACAGCUCUAUCCUGAGUACGCCAGCAAGUUCACAGCUGACAUCCACCAGGACCUGACCUUCAACCUGCGGGAGGGCAGCGAGAUGGAGGGGCUCUGCCGCUACUCCCGAUCCCCGAGGCUGUCACAGCCUCGUCCGGAGAGCGGUGCUGCCCCGGAGAAGCCCCUUCCCUCCAUUGUGGAGGAUGAGGAGGAGCCCGAAGAGGUUUUCCAGCAGUCCCCUGCCAGCGCCUCCCGCCGCAAGCUGCUGCUGCCCGCGCUGAGCAGCUCAGUGCGCCGUGGCUCCCUGAGCAGCCUCCUGGGCGAUGAGCUGUGCCAGGUCUCAGCCCCGCGGCACAACUGCCCCUCCCCAGCCCGUGGCAGCCGCAGCCCCUCUCCACAGUGCCGGCGGGAUACCCGGCUCCGGGAGAGGAAUGGUAGCGUGGGCAGGAAGCCGGCCAAGCUCCUCAUCCCCUCCCUGCACACUUACGGCUCGCCCGACCUCAGUCCCAGAGUCGUGGAUGGGAUUGAAGACAACGGAGGGACUUCAGAGUCACAAACCUUCUGUUUCAAUGUGGACCCGCUGCCGAGCGCGGCAAGGGACUCCCCCACCUCAGGGACUGAUGCAGUCGGCCCAGCCCUGGUGAUGGAGGCAGAAGAGAUAAAGCAGAACAUGAGCAGGCUCAACCAGGAGAUCAACCACCUCAACCAGGAGGUUUCGCACCUCAGCCGGGAGCUGCAGAAUAUGAUGGAGCUGCUCAAGGGUCACCUGGGCACCCCGCAGUCCCCAGCCUGUCCCUGCCGUCUGCCUGCGACCGUCUCGCUGCCUCCCCGGCCGUCACCGCCCGCUGCCCCGCUGCCCCCCUCGCCCCCGGUGCCCCCCAGCUCCCUCAGCUCCCCCUCCGCCAGCCCCCGGGCCAAACGCUGCCCCGUCCGCAGCCGCUCUGCCCACGCCGCUGCCCUGCACCCCUGGGUGGGCGCCGAGGGGCCGCGCCCGCCGCGGGGGGACAGCCCCGGCCCCGACCCUCGCCGGGGCUCGGACUCGCAGCCGCCCCCGCUGCCGCCCCGCUCCGCCCGUUCCUUCCCCGGCUGCUCGGCCGGGGCUUGCACCCGCACCCGCCCGCAGCCGCGAACCGGUUCCACCAGCUCCCACUGA
This is a messenger RNA of Sturnus vulgaris (Common starling), 3099 nucleotides long. The record is from RefSeq and is a predicted model, not a curated record. Lineage: Eukaryota; Metazoa; Chordata; Aves; Passeriformes; Sturnidae.